AUGCGCGCCAAUUCGAUACUCUUUUUAUUUUUGGUGUUUUCUUUUGUUUUUGAUUUGAGCGUUUCCGAUGAGCCGCCGAAUGGCGUUGAAGAGCCGGGAGUUGUGAUGAAAGUUGUUCGCCGAGAAACGGCUCCCGAUAAAGAGCUCGAGACUGUUGAGCGGAGCAAACGACGAAGCAGCAGCAAUAAGCGGAAGAAGGGACGAAAGUCGGGAUAA
This is a messenger RNA of Caenorhabditis bovis, 216 nucleotides long. The record is from the annotation of a GenBank genome assembly. Lineage: Eukaryota; Metazoa; Nematoda; Chromadorea; Rhabditida; Rhabditidae.